Lotus japonicus is the source of this 4515-nucleotide messenger RNA. RefSeq lists its product as uncharacterized. The record is from RefSeq and is a predicted model, not a curated record. The transcript is spliced from 20 exons. Gene Ontology annotation, molecular function: ATP binding; protein serine/threonine phosphatase activity; protein serine/threonine kinase activity. The coding region runs from base 540 to 3923 and encodes 1127 amino acids. Gene Ontology annotation, biological process: protein dephosphorylation; protein phosphorylation; mitotic DNA damage checkpoint signaling. Gene Ontology annotation, cellular component: nucleus; cytosol. Lineage: Eukaryota; Viridiplantae; Streptophyta; Magnoliopsida; Fabales; Fabaceae.
AUUCGGCGCAAUAUGAAUCGUGGAAUGGAUUCGGCACAAACAAACUUGAAAUGAUCAAAAUCAAGCUAAACUGGAGCCGAAAAUGUUCACACCGUAUGAAAUAUCCAAACUAGAAAGCAGCAUUAACUUCGCAAGAUAAAGAAAAGGGACAUCCGACGAAGUCCAUUCGGCUCAUCUGAAACAAUGUCAAAGAAGUUAUCAAGUGUUAGCGUCAAAACGACUAUUGUUGAUACCAAAAGUGAGGCCAAAGUUAACAAAUUACAUGGCGAAAAGACUUCGGAUUUUCAAACCUAAGAAAGCACGCCAAAAGAAAGCUCUUCGGCACCGACCGCUUCGUUGUUGCUGAAAGAUUACUCGCAGUUACUACAUUGUAGCUUUCUGAAGCCACACUUCUGGAGCAAAGAUGUUCAAAUUAUAUGACUGUAGUGCAUUUAGUGCUGAAUUGCUAGAUUUAAUUUUUUUCAAUUUUGCUCUAAAUAUGAAUUAGGAAGAUUGAGUCAUGGUUGGACAUCUAAACUAACACACUAGUUUCUUUCAGUAUGAUCAAAGUAGUUGUGUGCUGUUUGCUCACUCAAUUUCUAGCAAAAUCUGUAUUUGGCGCCACAAUAACAACAAAAACUGAUAAUUCAGCCGAAAGGAAUGUGCAUCAUGCUGCGAACCCUUUCAGUUUCUUCACCGAAUCACCAAACAUGGUAAGCAAGAAUAACAUUUCAUCAUUACAUCACCUAUUACUCGCGUUAGGGUUUCUGCUCUCCGCCACACUCCCCUUCGCUCUCGGAGAAUCCUCCACAUGCUUGACGGUGUACAAAACCGGCGGUGCUCCGGCGGUCUUCCAAUCCCCAAAAUGCCCCCGCUGGAAGCUCUCCGACUACAACGAUUCUCCUCCCCAAACCACCGCGCGUUGCCAAUCCGCCGUGCUCCAAGGCCGCAGAAAAUCUCAAGAGGAUCGCGCUCUCUGCCUCCUCGAUAUUCGCAUUCCCUUCCCCGGUGCCGUUGGGAUCAAGGAGGUUGCGGUUGGGAUUGUGGCGGUUUUCGAUGGUCAUAACGGUGAAGAAGCUAGUGAGAUGGCGUCGAAGCUUUUGGUCGAGUAUUUCGUUCUGCAUACUUAUUUUCUUCUUGAUGCUGCUUAUUCUGUUAUAUCAAAGACGUCGUCGACGGAAACGAUGCUUCACACGAGAGAUCGUGAUCAUGUUAAACUAUUGCAUAGAUGGAAAGAGAUUCUAGGUUUGCAAGGGCAUGAACUGCAUUCCGAAAGGUUUCAGUAUACACUUACUUCAAAAUUUGAUGACUCUUUUCACUUGGAAAUUUUGAAGGAAGCCUUGUUGAGAGCAAUCCAUGAUAUUGAUGCAAAAUUUUCUGAGGAAGCCUCAAGAAAUAAUCUUCCUUCAGGAUCUACAGCAACCAUUGUACUGGUUGCAGAUGAUAAAAUUUUGGUUGCCAAUAUUGGAGACUCCAAGGCCUUCUUGUGCUCUGAAAAUUUUCAGUCUCCUAGAGAGGCUAAAGCCUCAUUAUUAAGGCUAUAUAGGCAGAAAGAGCAUGAUGGUUCUGUUUCUGUGUGGGAUCGUGAAAAGUACAGAUUGGCUUCUUCUCAUGGACUCACUCAUUUUGUAGUAAAGGAGUUGACCAGUGAUCAUCAUCCAGACAGAGAUGAUGAAAGAAUGCGGGUGGAAAAAGCUGGUGGUCAAGUUAUAUAUUGGGCUGGUUUGCCUCGCGUAAAUGGUCAGCUGGCUAUUACACGGGCUAUUGGUGACGUGUUCUUUAAAAGUUAUGGUGUUAUAUCUGCACCUGAAGUGACUGAUUGGCAGCCUCUGACUGCUAAUGAUAGUUAUUUGGUGGUUGCAUCUGAUGGUGUAUUUGAGAAGAUGAGCGUGCAGGAUGUCUGUGAUUUGCUGUGGGAAGUACACCGUUUCAGUAACAUGAGAUCAGAGUGUGCCCCUUCAUCUUCCUAUUCAUUGGCAGAUUUUAUAGUCAAUACUGCCUUCAAAAAGGGCAGUAUGGACAAUAUGGCAGCAGUUGUCAUUCCUCUAGAAUCUGCCAAAUCUUCCACAAAUUCACAUAGAAGCUACACUGAAAAGAAGGAUACAGGUUUCCCAUUAUUUGGUCUGCAGGAACCCUCUUCCAGAAACUCAGCUCAUGGCAUGUCAUCUGAACUAAUCCACUUGGAGCAUCCUCAUUUGGUAGAUACCAAGUUUAAGCGAAUAUUGGUUGAAGGGAAUCAUGGUGAUUUUGGAUGUUUUUAUUUAUCUGAGAAUCUUGAUGAACUUGUGGACUCUAAGGGGCCUGCCAAAAAAACUGACAGGGAAGACCAUUUGUAUGAGCUACCUCCCCCUCCACCAGAUGCCCUUCAUGCUGCAUUAGAUGGUCCUGUAAACUUGUACAACAAGCAAAACUUUUGCUUUCACCUUGGUCCCACUGUCAGUGAAGCCAAAGACCAAUGCAUUAAUCCUGAAGGCUUUGCCAGUUUUAUUGGUAUUCUCGGAUCCAUUCCUUUAAAUGAUACUGGUUCCAAUAAUGGGUCUUCUGAUUAUUCAAUGCCUGAUUUAAGGUAUGUAUUGAAGAAGAGUUAUGGUCGUGGAUCAUAUGGUGAAGUAUGGUUGGCUUUUCAUUGGAACUGUAAUCAAGGUAAUGAUGGUGCAAAAAUGAGCAAGGAUGACAAUAAUAUAAACAGCAGCUCAACUACUACUGAUUGGCAGGACGGGCCUUCUAAUUACACCCUCUACAUUUUGAAACGUAUAAUGGUAGAGAGAGGCUCUGCUGUUUACUUAAGUGGACUGAGGGAGAAGUAUUUUGGAGAAACUUUCUUAAAUGCCUCUACAUGCUUUGAAGAUCUACUAUCAGCUGGAAAAUCAAACUGUGUCUUGGAAACAUCACAAUUUGGUUCAGAUGAUUCAUUUCCAAACAAAUUUCGACCGCAAAGAUCCGCAUAUGAAGAAGGUUUGAACCAUAUUGCUAGAUAUGUGGAGUCAUUUGAGUCUCGAUCCAAUGAGAUAUGGCUUGUAUUCAAUUAUGAAGGAGUGUCAUUGUCAAAACUUAUAUAUACUGUGGAAGAUGCAUCUGAUUCUUCUGAGAAAGAAAGACCUGAGCAAGUAAAACAUGUUCAGAUACUACGUCCAUCAAAGUGGUGGCAUUGGAUGAAAACGACCGAAGAAGGGCAAGAGGAAAUGCGCAAUCUUAUCUGGCAGCUGCUAUUGGCGCUCAAGUCCUGUCAUGAUCGCAAUAUCACACACAGGGACAUUAAACCUGAGAAUAUGGUGAUAUGCUUUGAAGAUCAGGAGACAGGGAGAUGCUUGAAAGAGAUUCCAACAACAGUUAAUAAUUUUUCUACCAAAAUGCGUAUCAUUGACUUUGGAAGUGGAAUUGAUGAAUUCACAUUAAAGCAUUUAUAUGGUUCUACAGGGCCUUCUAGAGAUGAACAAACUUAUGACUAUACAGCUCCUGAAGCUUUACUAAAUGCCACAUGGUUUCAAGGGUCAACAAGCUCAACGAUGAAAUAUGACAUGUGGAGUGUUGGUGUUGUGAUGUUAGAGUUGGUCUUAGGUACACCAAAUGUUUUCCAGAUAAAUGCUUUAACACGUGCUCUUUUGGACCGCCAUCUUGAGGGCUGGAAUGAGGAUGUGAAGAAACUGGCAUACAAACUUAGAUCAUUCAUGGAAUUGUGCAUCUUAGUCCCUGGAAUUUCUGGUAGUGCCUCAAAAAAGUAUCACACAACGAAUCAAGUUGGAGUUUCACCUGCAUCCUGGAAAUGCUCUGAAGAAUUCUUUUCUCGUCAAAUUAAGAAUAGAGAUCCUCUUAAAAUAGGUUUUUCAAAUGUCUGGGCUCUACGCUUAGUGCGCCAUCUAUUACUCUGGGACCCAGAGGAUCGGCUUAGUGUUGAUGAGGCACUGCAGCAUCCCUAUUUCCAGCCUCCCCCAAGAGGAUUAUGAUUUAUGGAAAACAACCAGUGUCUCACUGAAUUAUUCAUUCUCAGCUGAAUAGUUUGUGCCACAAUCUUACUGAUCUGAAAUUUCCAAAUCGGUGAGACUCACUCAACAGAGUUCAAGAUUACAUUUAAUGGAUCAAUAUGAUCAAACGCCACGGGUCCUCUAUCAGUGAAUGAGUCUCACCGAACAGAAGCAGAUAUUGGUUCGAGGAAAAGGUAGAAUAAGCUGAUGUUUCAAGCCUGACAAUAUGAUGCCAAAAUAACUGACUGCUACUAGGUUCCCAAAUAACUGACCAGAACAAAUUAAAAAUAAUAAAUGACUGCUAACUGAUGCACUUAGGACCAAAUGAGCAUCGCAUGCUUGUAUCUGUAUAGAAUUAUAGAAAUAGAAAAGUUGAUGCAAUACAGACAUACAGUAAAGUAGGGAAACGAUGUUUUUUCGUCUUGGGGAAUUAACAUGUACAGCAUAUAUUAAUUUUUGCAUUGGUGUCUCUGUAUAUGGAAUGGUAAGAAAAAGUUCUCGGCAGAACUUACUAAACUUCGCUGAUUCUACAUGUAUAAUGAUAAGCUAAUAUUAAAAAGUACAACUUACCAUA